Molecule: messenger RNA, 4203 nt
Organism: Hippopotamus amphibius kiboko
Lineage: Eukaryota; Metazoa; Chordata; Mammalia; Artiodactyla; Hippopotamidae
Product: signal recognition particle subunit SRP54
Exons: 17
Coding region: 288-2015 (575 amino acids)
Biological process (GO): SRP-dependent cotranslational protein targeting to membrane, translocation; SRP-dependent cotranslational protein targeting to membrane
Cellular component (GO): signal recognition particle, endoplasmic reticulum targeting; cytosol
Molecular function (GO): GTPase activity; ATP hydrolysis activity; GTP binding
Source: RefSeq, a predicted model, not a curated record
AGGCUGGACUACUGAGUGGUGACGUUUCCCCAUUGGGCGGAAGGUUCGGUGGCAGUCGUCGGUCUUCCAGCUGGUGGGAGUUGGCGUCGCGGUGCUGGAAGCUGGGACCCUAGUUUAUCUCGCUGGGGAAGUCGGGCUGUGGGGUCGCAGCUGUCUGUCUGAUCCCCGCUUUCCUUGGUUUCCUCCCACGGCGUGGGGCUUCGCGAAGGACUCCCCGGCCCCUUUGGGCCACGGCGGUAGCGGUGCCUUUUGCGAUUUUCUUGUAAUCACAUCUUAAAGCCUUCAAGAUGGUACUAGCAGACCUUGGAAGAAAAAUAACAUCAGCAUUACGCUCACUGAGCAAUGCCACCAUUAUCAAUGAAGAGGUGUUAAAUGCUAUGCUCAAAGAAGUAUGUACAGCAUUAUUGGAAGCAGAUGUUAAUAUUAAACUAGUGAAGCAACUAAGAGAAAAUGUAAAGUCUGCUAUUGAUCUGGAGGAGAUGGCAUCUGGUCUUAACAAAAGAAAAAUGAUUCAGCACGCUGUAUUUAAAGAACUUGUGAAGCUUGUAGACCCUGGAGUUAAAGCAUGGACACCCACUAAAGGAAAACAGAAUGUGAUCAUGUUUGUUGGAUUGCAAGGGAGUGGUAAAACAACAACAUGUUCAAAGUUAGCAUAUUAUUACCAGAGAAAAGGUUGGAAGACCUGUUUGAUAUGUGCAGACACAUUCAGAGCAGGGGCUUUUGACCAACUAAAACAGAAUGCAACCAAAGCAAGAAUUCCAUUCUAUGGAAGCUAUACAGAAAUGGAUCCUGUUAUCAUUGCCUCCGAAGGAGUGGAGAAAUUCAAAAAUGAAAAUUUUGAAAUUAUUAUUGUUGAUACAAGUGGCCGCCAUAAACAAGAAGACUCUUUGUUUGAAGAAAUGCUUCAAGUUGCUAAUGCUAUACAACCUGAUAACAUUGUUUAUGUGAUGGAUGCCUCCAUUGGGCAGGCUUGUGAAGCCCAGGCUAAGGCUUUUAAAGAUAAAGUAGAUGUAGCCUCAGUAAUAGUGACAAAACUUGAUGGCCAUGCAAAGGGAGGUGGUGCACUCAGUGCAGUUGCUGCCACAAAAAGUCCAAUUAUUUUCAUUGGUACAGGGGAACAUAUAGAUGACUUUGAACCUUUCAAAACACAGCCUUUCAUCAGCAAACUUCUUGGUAUGGGUGACAUCGAAGGACUGAUAGAUAAAGUCAACGAGUUGAAGUUGGAUGACAAUGAAGCCCUUAUAGAGAAGCUGAAACAUGGUCAGUUUACGUUGCGAGACAUGUAUGAACAAUUUCAAAAUAUCAUGAAAAUGGGCCCCUUCAGUCAGAUCUUGGGGAUGAUCCCUGGUUUUGGAACAGAUUUCAUGAGCAAAGGAAAUGAACAAGAGUCAAUGGCAAGGCUAAAGAAAUUAAUGACAAUAAUGGAUAGUAUGAACGAUCAAGAACUUGACAGUACUGAUGGUGCCAAGGUUUUUAGUAAGCAACCAGGAAGAAUCCAAAGAGUAGCAAGAGGAUCAGGUGUGUCAACGAGAGAUGUUCAAGAACUUUUGACACAAUAUACCAAAUUUGCACAGAUGGUAAAAAAGAUGGGAGGUAUCAAAGGACUUUUCAAAGGUGGUGACAUGUCUAAGAAUGUGAGCCAGUCACAGAUGGCAAAAUUGAAUCAACAAAUGGCCAAAAUGAUGGAUCCAAGAGUUCUUCAUCACAUGGUGUGUGACUUUCUUGGAGAGAAGAUCGCGUCUGUUUUGGGCAUCAGCACCCCAAAAUACCAGUAUGCCAUUGAUGAGUAUUACCGGAUGAAGAAGGAGGAAGAAGAAGAAGAAGAAGAAAACAGGAUGUCUGAAGAAGCAGAAAGACAAUACCAAGAAAAUAAGCUGCAGGCUGAUUCCAUUGUUCAGUCAGAUCAACCAGAAACACUGGUAUCCAGUUCAUUUGUGAACCUCAAUUUUGAAAUGGAAGGAGACUGUGAAGUAAUUAUGGAAAGCAAACAAAAUCCAGUCUCUGUCCCUCCGUAGAAUGAAAUGACUAUCAAACUUCUAAGGUAGUUUUUACACCAGGCACUUUCACAUUCUGUAUUCAGUGGGACUUAAGACAGUUAUUUAUAUUUUAAAUUAUUAAGUUAUCUGGAAAGGGAAAAAUGUUUAUUCUUAGGCUCUAUCUAGCAAAGUCAGAUCUGAAAUUUGGAUAUUUGUACUGUGCUUUCACUGUGUCAAAUUAGUGCUUUGGUUUUAAAAUGAUCUUUUAAAAAAAGUUAAGGACAUUCUAGAGCCCUAACCACCAAUUAAGAAGAGUUAAAUUAUCAAGCUUGUCUGUUAUUUGUGUAAGAAAAAAAAAAUAGGUAAAUUCCUGAUUAAGGCUAAUUCGUGGCCUCGGAUUAAAAUGAGGAUUUUCCCCCUAGAUUUCCUGUUAUGUCUUACAUUUAUAUAUCUAACCAUUCAUUUCAUACUAAGGAUGGUUCACUGAGUGUGUAAUAAAAGGAGCAAGAUAAAAGCAUUUUGAAUUUUCUUUCCUUGAGAAUUAACUUUAUUUCAUGGGAAGGUGAUUGAGUUUAUAACACCACCAAAUAUUAAGAUGGGUUUCCAUUUUUUUAAUGAAUGUUACUUAACCUCACUUUCUCUUUCAGUAGUUAUUCAAACUUAAAUAACUAACUUUGGACAUAAUGUUAAAAACACUAGCUAUGGGAAGAAUUUAUUAAUGUAUUUGUAUUUAAAUGGUAAUACCUAGUGAUUACCCACAUGGCAUCCUGGUUCUGUCACUCAUUCAGCCCUUGAAUGGCUCCUGUGGGUCGAGCAGUUGCAGGGUGAGAUUGGGGGACAGAUGAAGACAACCCUCCAGGGGCUCACUGUUAAAUAUUGUACAAGGUGCAGUGGUAGCAUAUAUGAAGUUACCUGUCAUUCACCACCUCAAGGUAACAACAGUAGAUGGUUUACUUGACCCAGUUGGCCAUCUGUGUACCCACUGUGCCAUUAGCAGACCUUACAAAAGUAUAAAACUAACUCUGAAAAUACUCCUGUAUGUGUUCAGAAUCUUAUAUCUGUAUGGCUUUGAUUUAUAACUAAAUGUGGAUAAGGAGAAAUAUAUGUAGAAUAUUUCAGAUAUGCUGCUCUUAAAAAUCAAUUCAUAAACUUAGAGCUUUUAGAGAUUAAUGGUUAACAGCCUUCUAAAUAGCAUUAAGCUUCCAAUCUUAACUAUAUCUGUAUAAAGUAUAGCUUCAAAGAAACAACAUAGGUACAGUGGGCUUAUUAUGGAAGUCUGUUAGCAAUGAACAUGAACAUCUGGCCACUAAGUUCUUCCACUGAAACUUGAGGGAUUUGGGAAAGAUAAUUCUUCAUUUGGAAUCCUCAGUUACAUGGAUUCAUGGUAUAGGUGGUUCAUGGCAUGUGAUGGUGAUCUUUUUCGUCAUGGGUGUAAACUAUAUAAUUUAGUGCUUAAAAGAUUAAUCUUCAGAUUAUGUAAUGUCAUGAAUUAUAGUUUGCCAGUAGCUCUAAAGAAUGCUCAUCUGAUGUGUUCCCUAUAAUUUGUUUUUAUCGUCAUUUGAGAAGAUACUCAAACUCAAAUAUUUGUUUGGUUAUCCUGUAAAGGCAAGCAUAUCUGAAGGCGAUCUGAAUCUUCUCUCCCUAGAUGCACUAGGUCUAAAAGAGUUGACUCAGACAUUUUCUGAUUGUAGAAGGAAGAUAAUGAUUUAUGAAGGUUUUACAUAUCUUGAAUUUUACUUUUUCUACUUGUCCAGCAGUGGCCAGUUUGUAAUGUUUAUAUAGUUAUUCACUGUGCCUUAAAUUUUUAUACUUUUAUUUAUGCAAACUAUAAAAUUUCCCAUAAAUGCAUUAAAUGGUUUUGUCUUAAUUUUAAGCCUCUUUCACUUUCUUCCUUUUCAACCCUUUUAAUAGUUACUAUUCCUUCUGAAUCACAGUUCAUGAUAUUCUACCCUCUUCUAUUGUUUCAUCUCUUAAAAAACCUGAACAGUAUAAUUGAGAAUCUUUACACUUAGUUAACAAAUUCUCUAAUGAAAAUUCUUAACAAAAUGGAGUUAAGUUUUGUAAAAUGUAACCCUGGUGCUGAUUAAUAAAGGUAGACCAACUUUUUAUACCAGUGAUUUUAAUUAAAGUAAAAUACUAAGUUGAAUACUUUUUAUUGAAACAUUCUAUGAAAAUAAACAUCAUGCCCAAAUACUUCCCAGAAAUAAAAUGGCCUUACUCUGAUGAA